This is a messenger RNA of Enterobius vermicularis (human pinworm), 462 nucleotides long. The record is from the annotation of a GenBank genome assembly. NCBI's taxonomy places the organism in Eukaryota, Metazoa, Nematoda, Chromadorea, Rhabditida, Oxyuridae.
AUGCUGAAAUUAGGAGCUGCAACACCAUCGACACGUCAGAGGAGGCAGUAUGGCGGAUAUACUAUCGGAAGCCAGAACAAUUACCCCGGCGGACCAUCAGGACAGUCUUCUAUAAAUGGAGAUUUGGAAAAGGGAAAGCAGGUUUUGGAGAAGAAUACAGAACAGUUGAGCAGUGUAUCAGGUGCCUCUACUGAAGACAAAGCUCAAGAAAACGGGUUGCCAAAUCAUUCACAAACUACACAAGAAAUGCUGCGUUCUGGGCUGCCACGUAAAAACCCGACGUGCAGCUGCAACACGCAAAACAAUUGCCCUCCUGGACCAGUGGGACCACCAGGGCCGAAGGGUGAAGACGGCAUACCGGGACUACCAGGAAUUGACGGGCUUGACGGGGAAGAUGCAGAAGAUAUUAAUGACAUACCUUUCUCUGUAAGUUCUGCAGUCGAUGAGCCAAAACUAAUUUAG